This is a messenger RNA of Spirodela intermedia, 1353 nucleotides long. The record is from the annotation of a GenBank genome assembly. Lineage: Eukaryota; Viridiplantae; Streptophyta; Magnoliopsida; Alismatales; Araceae.
AUGCUCUCCCUGCGCGUGGUCCGCAGACUCUGUGCCGUCGCUGACACCGCCGCCGUCGCCGCCAUCGCCGCCGGCCUCUCCCAGCCCAAAUCCAAGUCCCCUCUCGUCUCCUCCACCGACAGCAUUGGCCCCCCAUCAUCCCCUGACGACCCUCCCCACCCUGCUCCAGCUGAUUCAAUCCUUCCGACGAGCCAGCCCCCACAACCCGUUUCUGAAUCUAAACAGGAUCCAGGCUCAGACCUAGGGCUCGUCUCUGAGCCUGCUCUGACGAGGCUCAAGAAGCAGAGGGACCCGGAGAAGCUCUUCCUCAUCUUCCAGUCCAAUGCCCAGAACCGCCUCGUCGUCGAGAACCGCUUCGCCUUCGAGGACACGGUCGCCCGCCUCGCCGGUGCCCGCCGCAGCGACCUCAUCGAGCAGCUUCUCGAGCAGCAGAAGGCUUUGCCGCAGGGCCGGCGAGAAGGGUUCGUCAUGCGCAUCAUCACGCUCUACGGGAAGGCCGGGAUGCCCGGCCACGCCCUUAGGACGUUCGACGAAAUGCCUCUAUACGGCUGCCCGAGAACUGUCAAAUCCUUCAACGCCACCCUUCGGGUCCUCUGCAAAUCUCGAUGCCUCGACUGGAUUCAGACCUUCGUGGAGCAUGCUCCUGCUAAAUACGGGAUACUGUUGGAUGAGAUCUCCUACAACAUAUUCAUCAAGGUUCUGUGUGAAGCGGGCAGCCUGGAGUCUGCUUACCUCGUCAUGGUGGAGAUGGAGAAGGUGAAGAUCAAGCCCGACGUUGUCACCUACACCACUCUCAUGGCUGCGUUUUACAAGCACGGGCGGCGAGAGAUCGGUGCCGGGCUGUGGAACCUGAUGGUGCUCAGAGGAUGCCCGCCGAACCUCGCCGCCUUCAACGUCAGGAUCCAGCAUCUGAUCAACAGGAACAAGGCGUGGCAGGCGAAGAACUUGAUGAAGAAGAUGGCGGGUUCCGGUAUCAAUCCCGAUGAGUUGACCUUCAAUCUGAUCAUAAAGGGAUUCUGCCGAAUGGGUGAGAUCGAAACGGCGAAACGGAUCUUUCUGGCCAUGCGCGACAGCGGCUGCCAGCCCAACAGCAAGAUCUACCAGACGAUGGUCCAUUAUCUCUGCAAGGCCAGGGAAUUCGAGCUCGCGUGCAGGCUAUGCCGGGACAGCAUGGAGAAAAGCUGGUUCCCGAGCAUUCCAACCAUGCAGAACCUGCUCGAAGGGCUGAUGUCCAUCUCCAAGGCCCAGAGCGCGGAGGAGAUCAUAAGCUUGGUUCGUGCCAGGGUUCCUCCGUACUCCGCGCGCGAGAUGGAGUCCCUUCGAUCUGCGGCUUCCCCUACCAGGAGGAGAUGA